AUGAUGUUUCUUGCGAGCACACUAGGCACUUCAUCGGGUGACGGAACGAGCCAAUAUGGCACAGAUGUUGGAACUGCGGCUGCAAGUACAAUUGCAACGACCGGCGUGUCCUUGAGUGAUGGAACGGAUGCAGGGAAACAAGGCACGCGUAGUUUUUACGACUGUCAUGCGUCGGGUGCACCGAAGAACAGGGUGUUCGUGGACAUGCUGAGAAAAUUCAAGCCCAGGGACAAAGUAAAGGAGCCACGACCUAUAAAGAGCAAGCCACAGGGUGGAACAGCGCAGAACAAGCUGAAGGAACUGUGGCAGAAAUUGAAACGUUGUAAAAUGGGAAGAAAAGCAUGGAUCAAGCUUAUAUUAGUCGCCACAGUCUUGUGUCCAGUACUGGCGUCCGUGGUACAAGCAAGUGCGAUGGCGUUGGGGGUAACAGCAGAGCCCGUUGUGGGUGUCAUCGCCAUGUAUGGAAGUCCCAUGCUGUUUGCACUUAUCUAUGGAUGCGUGCUACUAUGUUUCUGGUGCUCGAAGAAGGGAAAAUGUAUAGUAAACAGAAUUUGCACGGACGAAACUCGCACAGAAACGGAAAAAAACGAAGGAGAAGUAAAUAAGAACCCGGAAGCACCUAACGAGGCAGGAGAAUCCGAGAAACAGGGAGGACCUGAGAGGCAGGAAGCACGCGGGAAAUUAAAAGUACCGUGGAAACUGAAAUUACCUAAAAAGCCAUAA
This is a messenger RNA of Plasmodium fragile, 723 nucleotides long. RefSeq lists its product as uncharacterized. Lineage: Eukaryota; Apicomplexa; Aconoidasida; Haemosporida; Plasmodiidae. Bases 1 to 723 code for a protein of 240 amino acids. The transcript is spliced from 2 exons. The record is from RefSeq and is a predicted model, not a curated record.